Helobdella robusta is the source of this 600-nucleotide messenger RNA. RefSeq lists its product as hypothetical. Gene Ontology annotation, molecular function: histone acetyltransferase activity; protein-N-terminal amino-acid acetyltransferase activity. Bases 1 to 600 code for a protein of 199 amino acids. Gene Ontology annotation, biological process: N-terminal peptidyl-methionine acetylation. Gene Ontology annotation, cellular component: Golgi membrane. The transcript has 4 exons. Lineage: Eukaryota; Metazoa; Annelida; Clitellata; Rhynchobdellida; Glossiphoniidae. The record is from RefSeq and is a predicted model, not a curated record.
AUGGCCGAAUGUUUCAACGUACAACAGCAAAUCCAACUUAGGUAUCUAUGUCCAGAUGAUUUGUUGGAAGUCAAGCAGUUGUGUGCAGAUUGGUUUCCAAUACAAUAUCCAGAAAGCUGGUACACAGACAUACUAACUAAUCCUAGAUUCUAUUCGCUGGCAGCUACAAUUAAUUUAAAGAUCAUAGGAAUGAUUGUUUCAGAAGUUAAGCCAAAGAUCAGAUGCAAUAGAGAAGAUUCUGAUAUUUUGGCAGCAUACUACCCAAGCAACACUUUAGUGGCAUAUAUAUUGAGUCUUGGGGUAGUCAAACAAUAUCGCAGACUUGGCAUAGCUUCCCUCUUGUUAGACAACCUUCUCUCAUAUUUGACCUCUGAGGAUUUGAAUGACUGUAAAGUUGUCUACCUGCACGUUUUGACGACAAACUCCAUUGCAAUACGAUUUUAUGAAAAAAGAAAUUUCACCAUCCAUGCAUCUCUUCCAUAUUAUUACUCAAUCAAAGGAAAAUUGUACGAUGGUUAUUCAUAUGUUCUAUACAUCAAUGAUGGAAAGCCACCUUCCACCUUGUUAUAUCCUUUUUUUUAUUGGAUUCCUUUUACUUAA